This is a messenger RNA of Sitophilus oryzae (rice weevil), 589 nucleotides long. RefSeq lists its product as uncharacterized. NCBI's taxonomy places the organism in Eukaryota, Metazoa, Arthropoda, Insecta, Coleoptera, Curculionidae. Bases 68 to 589 code for a protein of 173 amino acids. The record is from RefSeq and is a predicted model, not a curated record. The transcript is spliced from 3 exons.
GUUAGUUUUCUGAUUUUUAAUUUAUCUAUAAACAUUUUUAGAUUAGUUAGGUACCUAAUUAUUUUUCAUGACUGAAAUUAGCAUGCUGAAAAUUGGGGAUAGGUUCAGCUCAUUCGCUGACGCAAAGAAAGCGAUUGAGGAACUUGGUGAAAAUACGUACACAACAUUUUGGAAACGAGAUGCGCGUACGAUUGCAAGCAGUAAAAUUGUGAGACCAAUAGAAAGCUCUUUGAUUUAUUAUCAACUUCUAUAUGCAUGUAAUCCGGGUGGAAAGAAGUUUAAGGGCAGUGGGAAAAAAAUUCGACAGUCUUGGACAUUUAAAGAAUAUUGUCCAGUACAUGUAAGAUUCAAAGCAUCGUCUGAUGGAAAAGCACUCGAGGUAACAUCGGUUCAAAUGAAGCACAAUCAUGUCACUUCGAAGGUUCUACAUGCACAUAACCCUAGCCAAAGAAAACUUUCCAGUAACAUGAAGAAAAGCGUCAAGGAUUAUUUGAAUAUGAAGGCUAAUAGAAAAAUGAUACAGCAAAAAGUUCAAGAAAGUACUGGUGCCAAUGUAGCUGUUUUGCGAGACGAAGACAAUAAUUUCUGA